Arthroderma uncinatum is the source of this 3702-nucleotide messenger RNA. RefSeq lists its product as uncharacterized. Gene Ontology annotation, biological process: positive regulation of establishment of bipolar cell polarity regulating cell shape. NCBI's taxonomy places the organism in Eukaryota, Fungi, Ascomycota, Eurotiomycetes, Onygenales, Arthrodermataceae. The transcript is spliced from 3 exons. Gene Ontology annotation, molecular function: protein binding. Bases 1 to 3702 code for a protein of 1233 amino acids. Gene Ontology annotation, cellular component: plasma membrane of growing cell tip. The record is from RefSeq and is a predicted model, not a curated record.
AUGGGGCCUCGCUCGCGGUCUGGACAGAGGGUGGUGCCCAGUGACUGCCUGACGUCCAUCUUCAGCCUCUUCCUGGCGCUGCCUCUCGCCCAAGCAGCACUCUUCUCUCCCACUCCCUCGCCAAACCUCGAUCUCGGUCCGCUAGGCCGCAUAGCUCUCGUGGGCAACUUCGAUGCUGCUUCUCUCUACUCCUACAAACCAGCCAAUGAUGAAGGUCACGCCGGAUUCAAUGGCUCGCUCGCCCAGUCCCUCAUCGCACCCCUUCCAGACGGCUCUCUCUUCCCCAUUUCUUCCGCCGACGCCGAUAUCCUGGCCAUGUGUCCGCUGCUAGGCAAGGAUGGCUCCGUUACCAGUGUCGUUGUAGGUGGUAAUUUCACCAGCCUUGGAGGAGUCGAGUCAAACGGUAUCGCAAUUCUCGACUAUAACAACAUACAUAUAUCUGCCGUCCCUGGCAUCUCUGGAUCAGUCAAUGCGCUUUACUGUGACAGCGGAUCAAACACCGUGUAUGUCGGAGGAGAGUUCAGGAAGGGAGGAGACUCUGCCAAUGCGGUAACAUGGUCGCCCAAGUCCGGCCUAUCGAACCUCCCAUUCAGCGGAUUCAACGGGCCCGUCUCGUCGAUUGUCCCCUCAAAGGACGGCCGAAUCGUAUUUGGUGGCUCGUUUGAUGGCCUGGGAAACACGACAAGCCCUGACCGGAAGGAUCAACAGAUAGUCAACCUCUACACUGCAGAAAUCACAUCCGGCUCAGGUUCGACUGCUGGCGGCUUCGACAACCCCCGAAACGUCAUCUGUCCCGCUGAAGGCCAAUCUGGAGCAGGGAAGACGUGGUUGCUCACCGACAACGCACCGGGUUACUGGCGUGCAAAGAUGAACUUUGGAUUCAGACCUACGAAACUCCGAAUUCGAAACGCUUUAAUGGACGGACGAGGAACAAAAACAUUUAGAUUCACCGCAUUGCCAGAUGGCGGAAUUCUGAACAUGACUUAUAUCGAUCCGGAAAGCGGCAAGAAGAUUCCAUGUGAUGCAAAAUGUCCUCUCUCAAACGAUCCAGCAAUGGCCACUCGAGACUUUCAUUUCGUCAAUAAUGUCGGCAUGAGUUCGUUCCAAUUGGACAUUUCAGAAUGGUACGGACAAGGCGCUGGACUCACUGGUGUUGAGUUGUUCCAAGAUGAUAUUUAUGCAUAUGCUGUCGACGAACUCAACGAGCCUACUUGCGCCAGCAUUCCCUAUGCAUCCAAGGCUACCCGGACCGGAAACUGGAAUGUUCAACCCUCACAGCAAAGCUCGUCAGACUAUCUAUCCUCUAAAAUCGACACAGCUAGCGAUACGACCACGUCCGUCACGAUACAGCCAGACAUUAAGCAAUCCGGAAACUACUCGGUCACCAUCUUCACUCCAGGCUGUGUUCAAGACGGCACCUGUGCCACCCGUGGAGUCGCUAAUGUAACAGCAACUUUCAAGUCAUCCAAAGACGAACCUAUCCAGGCAUCCAUAUAUCAAACCAACAAUUUCGACAAGUUUGACCAAAUAUACGUCGGCCCUGUCGACGCUAGUGGUGGCAAGUUUCGACCAUCCGUCACAAUCUCCGCCCACCGCGAUCAGGGCGUGAUCGAUUUUGUUGCAUCUCGAGUUCGGUUCCAGUUGAUCUCAUCUACAGGCGGUUUGAACGGGCUCUACGAAUUCGAUCCAAAUGCAAAGACUGUCGAUACCAACUUCACUCAGUCUGCAAUCAACAGGGCCGGAAUUGAGCUUGAGCCAGACGCCGUCGUGAACUCCCUGGUAUGGGACAAGGAUACUCUCUUCAUCGCAGGUAACUUUACAAACUCGUCUACCAGCAACAUCGUAUCGCUCUUGGAUGGAAAGGCCUCCCCCUUGGCGCAAGACGGACUGGACUUCGCUGUCAAGUCGAUGCAACUAUUAGACGGUCUACUCUACGUUGGUGGGAACUUUUCAAACACCGCCAAAGGUGAAAAUAAUAAACUGUCAGGCGUUGGAGCAUACUCUAUAUCCGACAAGAGCUGGAUCCCCCUCGGCGCAGGAGUUAACGGACCUGUGACUUCUCUCGUCCGGUUCCCUGUCAAUAUCACUUCAGAAAAAACCGAAACAACGAUCGCUGUGAACGGAUUAUUUACCGAGAUUAACGCCGUCGAUGGCCGCCCUGCUAUUAUGGCCAACGGGUUUGCCGUCUGGGUUCCAUCGAAGAAGAAGUGGCUCCAGGAACUUAACAUCAACCGCAUGGCAUAUGUUGGACAACUCACUACCUCCGUCGAAAUAGACAAAGAUACCCUUCUUGCUGGCAACCUCGCUUCUGGUGGAAUUGCUUCACAUGGCGCCGUCAACCUGGUCGACAACAAUAGGCUUGGCCUUCGCGCGUUGCCCGUCAAUAUCGACCUUGGCCAACCGCAGGCACCAGCUCGAAACUCGAAACGUGCCGCCGCAACAGGCGAGGUUAAUCGUGGCGUCCUCACCGGGCUAUUUGACAUGGAAUCAGGCCGCAAUCUCACCAUGCUAGCUGGCCAUUUCACCGCAAAGACAUCCGAUAACUCAACCGUCAAUAACCUGGUUUUCCUAAAUGGUGCAGAAAAUGAUGUUGUGACUGGCCCUGGUCCUGGGAUUGAUGAAAAAUCAACUUUCAUGACCCUCGCAGUCUACAAAAACCUCCUCUUGGCUGGUGGAAAAGUAACUGGGCGAGUUGAGAAUUCCAACGUGAACGGGCUGGUCGUAUACGACCUCGGAAAUAACCACAAGUACUCAUCAAGUCAGCCUUCCGCGCUAGAUGGUGACAAUGUAGAGGUCCGCACUAUCGCUCCUCGACCAGGUACCAGCGACAUUUACGUUGGUGGAAUGUUCCAAUCCGCCGGCUCCUUGCCAUGUCCAUCAGUCUGCACCCUCCGAAUUGACAGCAACCAGUGGAGUCGUCCCGGUACAUCUCUACGCGGUGACGUCUCUGUUCUCCAAUGGGCAACUAACGACAAGCUACUUGUCGCUGGAAAUCUUACCGUUGAGCGUAACGAAACGAUGCUCGCCGGCUACGAUGCAAAGGAACAGAAAUGGUCAACCAUUACCGGCAAAAACUCCGAAAGCGUCAGUGGAGAAGUCAGGGCGCUUGGUCUUGCAAGAAGCGAUGGCUCACGGUUCUGGAUCGCUGGUAAAUCUAGCACUGGCACAACCUUCCUUGUUCUUUAUGACGGCGCCGAGUUCAAACCUGUUGGCCAUCUGUUCGGUGACAGUACCAUAAUCGAGGGUCUCCAGGUCCUUCCCUUGACAAAAACCCACGAGAAGUCAGAUUUCCUUGACGACAACCAAGUUCUCCUAAUCACUGGCAAGCUCCAACUGCCUAGUUUUGGAUUUGUGUCAGGAGCCCUCUUCAACGGAACCACCCUUGAACCGUUCAUUCUCUCUAGCAUGUCCGAUGGUAGACCAGGGAGCAUAUCAGGAAUAUUCUCGGAAAAUAAAAUCGACGUCGCUGGUCAUCGCGGACAAAAACCCAGAGGCAUUGUCGUCCUCAUCUCCUUCUGCAUCGCCCUAGGCUGUGUCUUCUUCCUCGUCCUCUUCGGUGUUCUCCUCAACCGUUACCGCCGCCAUAAACAAGGCUACAUCACUGCUCCACAGGGCACAGAUCGGAAACCAGAUCUCAGCCGAGUUCCUCCCGAAUACCUCCUGGAGUCUCUCCGGCACCGAACACCCGGUACACGUAUCUAA